Molecule: messenger RNA, 1433 nt
Organism: Sorghum bicolor (sorghum)
Lineage: Eukaryota; Viridiplantae; Streptophyta; Magnoliopsida; Poales; Poaceae
Product: protein YIPF6 homolog
Exons: 3
Coding region: 283-1116 (277 amino acids)
Biological process (GO): endoplasmic reticulum to Golgi vesicle-mediated transport
Cellular component (GO): trans-Golgi network; membrane
Source: RefSeq, a predicted model, not a curated record
GGUCUGCCGUCUCCACACGGCGCGGCACACGACACCACGAAGUCGAAGUCACCGGCUCACCGCCGUGUGUCUCGCAUCGCCGAUCGGAUCCCCCCGUCCCGUCGUCGUCCGUCGUCCCGCUGAACUCCACGUGUUCCUUCCUCCGCUCCCCUCUCCCCGUCCCGGCCUCCUUGAAUUGGCCCGCCAUACGCCGCCGUCCGAUCCUCCGGUGGUAAACCCAGGAGAGACCGAGAGAUCAGGGCUCGCGCGCCGCCUCCGGCCACUGAUCACCACCCGCCCGCCAUGUCGUCGUCGCACCCUCUCCACUCCUCGUCGGGCGUGUCCGACAUGGACGAGAUGGCGGCGGCGACAGCGCGCUCCCAGGCCGCCGCCGUCGUCGUCGUCCCCGCCGCGCGGCCCUCCUCCCCUCCCCGCGCCUCCAUCCCCGUCGUCUCUUCCUCCGCCUCCGCGCCUUCCCAGCAAACCGCUGCUGCCGCCAAGCUCCCAUUAUUCUCCGCGGCGGUGCCCGCGUCCACCUCCGCCGCCUCGGGCUCCAUCUCCGUCCCUAUACCUAUCGCCUCCGACGGGUUAGGCCCCGAGCCCAGCACGCUCACCGAGCCCGUCUGGGACACCGUCAAGCGCGACCUCGCCCGCAUCGUCAGCAACCUCAAGCUCGUUGUCUUCCCCAACCCGUUCCGCGACGACCCUGGCAAGGCGCUGCGCGACUGGGACCUCUGGGGCCCCUUCUUCUUCAUCGUCUUACUCGGACUCAUCCUCUCCUGGUCGGCCACCGCCGCCAAGUCUCAAGUGUUCGCUGUUGCUUUUGCCGUAUUAGCUGCUGGUGCUAUAGUUCUCACACUCAAUGUUCUACUGCUGGGUGGCCACAUCAUCUUCUUCCAAAGCCUCAGCCUUCUCGGAUACUGUCUGUUCCCGCUGGAUGUGGGGGCUCUGAUCUGCAUGCUUAAGGACAGUGUCAUACUAAAGAUGGUCGUGGUGACGAUAACAUUGGCAUGGAGCUCUUGGGCAGCAUACCCCCUCAUGAGUGCUGCUGUUAACCCAAAGAGAAAGGCCCUGGCGCUGUAUCCCGUGUUCCUCAUGUACAUCUCAGUCGCCUGUCUCAUAAUUGCUAUAGAUUAAUUAAGAAGGGGAUGCAUGGUUUCUAUAGAACUAUCAGAAAUACAGGAUUUUGUUUUCUAGGUAGAUUGAUCAUCAAAGCGCGUACUCUUUUCUUCUUGUCUGCUUGGUUCACAUUGUUAUUGUAGCUUUUGCUGACUGCUUCAAUACCUUCUUUUUUUCAAUUUUGUUUAAGAAUAAUUAAGUCGCAGGAAUUUAGUAGAAUGUAGUCAAUCUAUCAAAUGUUAUAUACAGAUGUCUUGCUGUUUCGCGUCAAUGUAAAUAAUCUGCAGUGGAGUGCUGAAGACUGAAUGAGUCAAUAUAUGCACUCUGUGUGUUUU